CACGGCCCACCACAGCCUGACAAAACAAUCAUUCGCACGCAGGGAUAAAAAAACAGAGUAAAAACCCCGUUAAUGUUAGUGAUGCGUCUCUCUAAGUCUUCCUCUUGUGUGGGAAAAAUUCAUGUUUGCUGGAUCGGGCUGGGGACGCCGGAGGGACGGGCCAAGACAGUGCCGAACCAGUGCUGAGCCAGUGCUGUAAGGGCGGCGGUCUGCUAGGGGGACUGCGUGAGCGUGAGCCUUGGUGGAGGGGCGUCGGCUCCCUUUCAAUAGUGCUCUCUAAGGCCACGCCCCCCGGGGAACAAUACCGCCACGGGGAGCUACCAAAGGGGCGGUGCUAAGGUCCCAGGGCGGCUCUCAUUGGUCCGUGAUGCAGCGUUACGGCCCUUGAUUGGUGGAUGUUGUCAAGUGGGCGUGGUCUUCUGUCUGUGUACCAGGUAAUUGGCCACCUGUGAAGGGGUGCAGGCCCCCGGGGGAGGUGAGGAAGGUACAGGCGUGGCGAGGACUCCAGUAUCCUUCGUAGCAUUAAGGUGACCUGACUGACACUCCCCGGUGGCCUGCAGGUGACCCACACAACACGGAUGGACUAUUAAUAUCAGACACAGCGGCCACGUCUCUCUAUCACAGCCCCGCCGCAGCCAGGACAGGAGAGGCCCCACCCAGCCACGCCAUGGACGGCUGUUACGUCCCCAACAACCCCGCCUACAUAGACUGCUGGCGGCCGCUGUCCCCAACAUGUGGCCAGGCGCACAUCCUCACACCCCUGCGCCCUCUAGCUGCACAGAGUCCGCCUCUCCACCCUCCGCCGGCGUAUCCUCCUCCCCGGUCGCCGCUGCCCCCCGCCAUCUCCACCGUCACCACCACCGCCGCCGCGACAGAUGAGCUUCUCCCCGCGAGGACGCCGCCAGACCCAAACACUGACCCCCUCUACACCGGCGGCCUCCAGACCCACUCCAGCCUCGUGCCCACCUCCUUCCCGCCGCUCUUCGACCUGGAACCUCUGCCUAACUUCGUCACCUUGUCCCCACACGCGCCCUACAACAGGGAGGCGAGCAGCAUGCUGGGCAAGGAGAAGGGUGACCACAUGGCCGACGUCCUGCUGUCGCUGAAGCACGCUGUGGUUCACCCUCAUCAGGUGGGUGACUCGCCGCCCCCCGCCCCCCUCACGCCCCCCCUCGCCUCCACACACACGCCGCUCCCCUCCACACACACGCCCUUCACAUCCACACACUCGCCCUUCCCCUCCACUCACACGCCCCUCUCCCACAUGCCUCUCCCUCCCACCCACACACCCCUACCCCCCUUCCACCCCCCGCCGCCCUACUCCCCGUCCUCCUACCCCUACCACACCCCCGCCUACCUCCCCCUCGCGCCCCUCUCCGCCCCCUCCCCUCCCCCCGACACCGCCCUCACCGAGCCCAUCCUCCCCCUGCCUUCCAUCUCCCCUCCCUCUGCUCACCUCCCUCCCCACACCCCCCUGGGUGAGCCCGUCUCCCUCCCUGAUGCCGUGGGGGGCGCCUCCUCCCCUCCCCACUCCUCCGAGCCCUCCGUCCUGGGGGGCUCCGGUGCCUUGUCUUUCGGAGGCAGCUUAGGUGGCGGUCUUGGCUCUCUCGGGGGCAGCCUCAGCCUCGGGGGCCCCCUGCCCUCUAUGGGGGUCCCGGGGUACUCUAGUCCCAUCAGCAGCUCUAUGAACGGGUCUCUUGGCGGGCCGCUGCUCCCUCCGCCGCCGCCGAUGUCGCCGUACCCGUACCAGCAGACGCAGACCCUCCCGAGCAUGAUGGGCGGCAUGGGCGGAGGCGGAUGUUACUCCACCGCCGGCUACCAGGAGACCCCCAACGCCUACUCGUCCCCCGCGCCCCCGCCCCACGUGUUCCCGGCCAUGAGCGUGAACGUCUCUAUGAACAUGACGAUGGGGGUGUCCAAUGUCAACAUGGGAUACUCGCCUGACCAGUCCCUCCAGCACCAGUGGUCCACCGGCUGCGGGGCUCCCCAGGGCUCGUCUCUGUCCCCAGUGGGAGGAGUCAGCUACCCCCAGCACUCAGCGCCCCCCGGCCUUGUCAGCCCCCUCCCUAUGUCCUACAGCGGCGCAUGUAACCAGAGCUACGGCGUCGGGACCUAUUCGUGGAGCGGCGACCUGCGGACCGAUCACCACACCAUGCAGGGGCUGGAGCGGGACCUGUACCUGCGCUCCCCGCCCCUCCGGCCCCGCCCCGCCUCCCCCUGCAUGCCGCCCUACCACCACACGCCGCCCACCUCCCAGUGUGGGCAGUUGUCUCCUACACUCAAUGCCCUGCGGCGACGUCCCAGCGUGGGGGGGAUGGUGAGCAUGUCGGGGAUCUCCUGCAACACCCUGGACAUCUCGAAGCCCCUCCUCAGCGACGGCCUCAAGCCCAACCUGUGUAGGAUCUGCGGCAAGACGUACGCCCGGCCCUCUACUCUUAAGACCCACCUGAGGACACACAGCGGGGAGAAACCGUACAGGUGCAACGACUGCAACAAGUCCUUCAGUCAAGCCGCAAACCUGACCGCUCACGUGCGAACUCACAGCGGGGAGAAGCCGUUCCGCUGCCCCAUCUGUGACCGCAAGUUCUCGCAGUCGUCCUCCGUCACCACGCACAUGAGAACCCACUCCGGAGAACGCCCGUACCGCUGUCGCAUGUGCAAGAAGGCGUUUAGUGAUUCCUCCACGCUGACCAAACACCUCAGGAUUCACUCCGGGGAGAAACCGUACCAGUGUAAGCUUUGUCUCCUCCGCUUCUCGCAAUCCGGAAACCUUAAUCGCCACAUGAGGGUCCACUCCCAGACGUCUUGAGGCCGCCGCCCGCCACAGCCUCCUCCUCCUCCUCCUCCUCCUCAGCCUCCUCCUCCGCGACCCCCUCCUCCUCCUCCUCCUCCUAACCCAACUCCUCCUUUUCUUCACUUUCAACCUCUUCCUCCUCCUCGACCUCCUCCUCCUCCUCCUAACCCAACUCCUCCUUUUCUUCACUUUCAACCUCUUCCUCCUCCUCGACCUCCUCCUCCUCCUCCUAACCCAACUCCUCCUUUUCUUCACUUUCAACCUCCUCCUCCUCCUCCUCAUUCUUCUUCGUAUUCUUCUUACCCUUAUCCGUUUUCUUUUCCUCCUCCUCCUUUUCCUCCUUUCUCUUUUGAUUGUCCUUCUCCUCCUCCUCCUCCUCCUCCUUUUCCUCCUCUCUCCUUUGAUUCCACACCUCGUCCUCCUUCUCCUCCUCCUGCUACUCCUCCUUCGCCUUCUCUUUCCCCUCCUUUUCUUUCUUUCCCUCCUGACUCUCCUUCGCUCCAGUCGCUGAUUUCACUGUAGCUUGUGCCACCCCCCUCACCCCCCCCUCACCCCCCCCUCACCACCACCACCACCACCACCCCUAAUACCUCUGUAGUUGCUUUUGUAUCCUUUUUAAUGCUCUCAAUAUCAUCCUGUUUAUCUUUUAUCUCUUUACCUAUUAAUUUAUUUGUUUAUUUUUUAUUCACCUGUCUGGUUCCUGUUUUGAUAUUUGUUGUUAUUAUUGCUAUUAUUUAUUAGCAUCGCCAUUGUUUAUUGUUGUUUAUUAAUAUUUUUGUGUAUUUAGUUAGACUUCAGAUAUUAGCUUUUUACAGUGUUGAUAUUUCGGCCUAUCCUAAACGUAUAUAUUUUUCCCCCCAUUCAGCAUGUCAUUCACUUUUUAUGCUUUUUUUCAAUUUCUUAAUCUCUGUUUUUUUUUCCCAUUCAAUGUAUUAUACACGUUUUUUGCCAUUUAUUUUUCUCUCAAUCUCUUUUUUAUUCAUUCAUUCAUUUACAUAUUUUUCCCCCCGUUCACCAUGUCAUUCACUUUUCAUGCCUUUUUGUGUGUUUAUUUUUACCCAUUCAAUAUAUAAUACACGUUUUUUUGCCAUUUAUUUUUCUCUCUCAAUCUCUUUUUUUUUCAUUCAUUUAUUUAUAUUUUUUUCUCCCGUUCAUCAUGUUAUUCACUUUUAUGCUAUUUUUCUAUAUCUUAGUCUCUGUUUUUUCCCAUUCAAUAUAUUAUACACGUUUUUGGUCAUUUAUUUUUCUCUCUCAAUCCCUAUUUUUUUUCCAUUCAUCAUAUCAUUCACGUUUUUGCCAUUUUUUCUCUCUCAGUUUUUUUCUCAUUCCCCAUGUCAUUUUUGUUUUUGCGAUAUCUUUUUUAUCUGUCAAUCUAUUAUUUUUCCAUUCAUGUUUUAUGCUAACUUUUUUCUUUUUCUUUCACUCUUCUUUAUUUGAUUUUAUCCGUCCACGUUAAAUCAUUUCAUCAUCUUCGCUUGCUUCUCGUUUCUUAUUAAUUUUCUGUUUCGAGCAUUUUUCCCAUUUUUUGUUGCUGUUGGUGUAUUCAGUGACUCAUCCUCUCCGCCAUCACAUUGCAUUUUCACGUAUUUUUUUCCCACUACCGAAUGCAGCUUAACACUAUUUUUUGUUUGGUCGUAAAACAUUAGAGUUGUGAGUUCAGUUUUUCUAUUUAUUUGUGGGAUAUUUUUCAUCACCCCAUAUUUAUUAGUUUAUUGAUAUUCAGUUUACGGGAGGUUAUUAUUUUUUUGCGGGGUUUACAUUCAUUAGUUUUUGUUUUUAAUCUAAGUUUGUUUUUUCCUCCUUGUCAUUUCGUUUCCCUUAUUAUUAUUACUACGAUUGGCAUUUGUCUUUUCUCUCAUCUAUAAAAUACAUGCUCUAGAAUUGCACACAAAAUCAAGAACUGAAUUUACUCUUUAAAACGCGUGAAAAUAUUACUAGGAGGUUAUAUUAUUUGCUUUAUUUAUCUAUGUAUUUAUUGAUUCAUACCUUUAUUUACCUAUUCAUAUAUAUCAUUCAGCUAAACUUUAAUUUUGCAUGGUUUCCUUCUUUUUGUGUAGUUUUCAUUUGGUUAUAUUCUUUGCUUUAUUUUUCUGUAUAUUUAUCAAUUUAUUCGUUUUUUUUUACCUAUUUAUUUAUUUCAUCUAGUUUAGCCUUUAUUUUGCAUCCUGUCCUUCUUUUCGUGCCUGCUUUCUAUCUGUUUACUUAUUAAUUUAUUCGUUUAUUUACCUAUUUAUUUAUUUCAUUUACUUUAAGUCUCAUUUUGCAUACUUUCCUAAAUUUCGUAUCCGCUUUUCAUUUGCUUUACCGCUGCACAAUGUCAUUCCCUGCCUGCCCAGCGGCCUUCAGAGCUUCACUACCUGGUGUUCCCGCGAGUAGUGCUUUUUACCUUACCUCACCUGGCUUGUCCCGUGCCGCUCCCACCUCACCUCCCGCCCCUCAAACCUACCUGCCAACCUUACCCCGAAACCUCCAUAGUGAUCUGCCCUGCCACCACGCAACCCUACACACACAUACACACAUACAUACAUACACAUACACCUUUUAUUUUAUAGUUCCUUCAAUUUCUGGAACUAUAUGGUGAAAUGCGAUGAGAUACGAGAUAUUACGAGCUUAACUUAACCAUAUGAAGAUAAAUAUACGAACACAUACACACACACACACACACACACACACACACACACACACACACACACACACACACACACACACACACACACACACACACACACACACACACACACACUAUGACUGUCAGAGCAGAAAAUCAAUAACAGUGUUCCCGUCCGCUCGGGGGAGGAGAGGGGGCGCCAGAAGGAAGGGAAAGCCCGUGAUUGGUGGACGCAGGGAGCCUCCACAAUUCUCUGCUCCCAUUGGCUGCCACCCUUCGCGUCUAACCAACCGGUGUAGCGAGAAACGCGUCCCUAUGUCAGGCUCGCGGAAAUGUUGUAAAUAUGAUAUAGAAGAAAAAAGGAAGAUAAUGAUAAAAUAACGUUACCCUAAACCCCACUUUUUUAUGUUUUGCUGGAGUUGUGUAGUCGACGAGGACGCUGCCGAAGAGGGACAGUUCUUCGCGUGAUGGGCUGGCCACGACGCACCCAUUCUUUCGCAUAAAAGUUGUAAUACUCAGGAUACAGGAAUAAGGGGGCUGCAACAACGACCAUUUUUCAUAAUAAAAGACUAUAAAUACUGCAUGUUAUAUACCAAAGAAGAAGUGUAACUAUUAAUAAUAAAGUUAUGCAUGUG
This is a messenger RNA of Eriocheir sinensis (Chinese mitten crab), 6037 nucleotides long. Its product is annotated as protein glass-like. Gene Ontology annotation, cellular component: nucleus. The record is from RefSeq and is a predicted model, not a curated record. Gene Ontology annotation, molecular function: RNA polymerase II cis-regulatory region sequence-specific DNA binding; DNA-binding transcription factor activity. Bases 668 to 2809 code for a protein of 713 amino acids. The transcript has 8 exons. Lineage: Eukaryota; Metazoa; Arthropoda; Malacostraca; Decapoda; Varunidae. Gene Ontology annotation, biological process: regulation of transcription by RNA polymerase II.